Messenger RNA from Pelodiscus sinensis (Chinese soft-shelled turtle), 3631 nucleotides. The record is from RefSeq and is a predicted model, not a curated record. Lineage: Eukaryota; Metazoa; Chordata; Testudines; Trionychidae.
AUGGACUUGAAGGUACACCAAGACUGCCUUCACCGACUGGCCCAAAGCCUGGGGGUCCAGGCUGAGAAGGUGUUGGAGGACUCAGACCCUACCAUCAACAUCCUGCAAUCAGACACCCCCACCAGAGUGGCCCUCCCAAUCAAUAAAAUGGUGGCCAAAAUCUCCAGGUCCCUCUGGCAAACCUUGGCCUCUAUUCCACCACCAGACAAGAAGGCCGAGUGGUGGUGUUUUGUUUCCCAGGAAGGGAAUGAAUACCUUUUCCCUCAUCCAGCUCUGGGGUCGCUUGUCGUUCAGGCGGUGAACCAGAUUGAGAGGCAGGGCCAGCUGGGCGCCACCUCUAAGAACAGCGGUGCCAAAAAGAUGGACCUACACCUGGCAACCCUCUACGCAUCUGGAGGCCUCCAAUUUCAAAUAGCGAACCAGCAGCUUCUGCUGUCCUGCUAUGCCUACAACAUCUGGGCCUCCAUGGACAAGUUCACCGAACUCCUCCCCGGGGAUUCUCGGCCUGAGUUUGGAGCUGAUGAGGCUGCGCAUGCCAUGGGCAUGGGGUUGGUGUUACACUGUAGCUCCUGGCUGCAGGUCCUGAUCCUAGAUAUCUGCAGGGUUGCCACAUGGUCCUCUGUUCAUACCUUUUCUGAUCACUACACGCUGACGCAUCAGACAAAGGAGGAUGCUGCCUUGGGUGCCUCUGAGAUCUGCCCUGACCUAAUCUGCCCACGAAAUGCCAAGUGUGUGAACAGCACCCACUGCGCCUGCCUGGAGGGAUUCCUGUCACGAGGGGGUCGCUUCUUCAAUGACACAUUGGAGACCUGCGACGAUAUCGACGAGUGUCUGGGGCCCAAUCCAGUAAACUGCGGACCCGACGCCAAGUGCAACAACCUGCCUGGGAGUUUCUACUGCAGCUGCGCCGAUGGCUACGAGUCCAGCUCUGGGAAAGCCAGAUUCCCGAACGCGAGUGAGAACAGCUGCCGGGAUAUCGACGAGUGUCUGUGGCCGCCUGGAGUAACCUGCGGACCCAACGCCAACUGCACCAACCUUCCUGGGAGUUUCUAUUGCACCUGCGCCGAUGGCUACAAGACCAGCUCUGGGAAAGCCAGAUUCCCGAACGCCAGUGAGAACAGCUGCCGGGGAGCCAAAUCGCAGUGUGGGUCCCCUCCAGCGCGGAACUCACCCUCUGCCUGGGUCUCUCCACAGGGAGAGCUGCGCGGGAGCAGCAGCGGAUUCUGCUCUUUCCUCAAUUCGACCUUAAGGAUUUUGAAGUCUGAGUGUGGAGAGGGGAAUGCAACAUUAUCCCUGGAGGAAACCACUCGCUCCUUCAACUCCUUCCUGAACCGCACCUCCCUCGGGUCCAGCAGAUGCGAGGGGGAGGUGGCGUCGGCAGUGACCGUCCUGCUGCAGAGCGUGGAACGGGUUGCGCUGGCCACUGCGCUCCGGUCUCCGGGGCAGGCGACACAGAACAUGAGGACAGAGUCUAUGGCUAUCGAGACGCGGGUCAUCUCAGAGAACUGCAGCCAGCACAGUGAGGCCUUCCGGCUGAGCAGUGACGGGGAGACGAUGGAAGUGCACUGCACUACGGUCACCCACGCAGCCACGCAAGCGCACUUGGGGGCUGCUGCUUUUAUUGCCUACUCCUCCCUGCACUCCAUCUUCAAUGAGAGACUUUUCAGCUCAGGCUGUUUGUCGGCUGGAGGGAUGCUGGAGAAGAGUCACCUCGGCUCCAGGGUGGUGAGUGGAGCUGUCGGUGACGGGGGACCCAUUUGCCUCUCCAGACCGGCAAACUUCACCCUGCGCCAUCAACAGCCCAGAAAGGAGCAGGAAGUGGCUCUCUGCGUUUACUGGAAAUUUGAGGCCGGCAAAGGGAGCUGGUCUCCAGAUGGCUGCACCACCCUGCACGUGAACAGCACCCACACGACCUGCAGCUGCGACCAUCUCUCCAGCUUCGCCAUCCUAAUGGCUCCCACUGCAGUGACGGAGAGUCGCCCACUGAACAUCCUCAUCUAUGUGGGCCUGAGCCUCUCCCUGCUGUGCCUCCUCCUCACCAUCCUCACCUUCCUCCUGUGCCGCUCCAUCUGGAACGUCAGCACCGCCCUCCACCUGCAGCUCUGCCUCUGCCUCUUCCUGGCCGACCUGCUCGUCCUCAGCAGCCAGUGGGUCUCUCCCAUAUCCAACCAAUCCCAUUCCAGCUGCAGUGUCCCUGAGGUCUCUGUGGCUUGUGCAGUAAUUGCUGGCCUCUUACACUACCUCUUCCUGGCCUGCUUCACCUGGAUGCUCCUGGAGGGGCUGCACCUCUUCCUCACCGCCAGGACCUUGAAAGAGGUGUAUUACACCAGCAUCAGACGGUUCAAGAAGAGACACAUGUACCCGUUUGGCUACGGAUUCCCAGCCCUGAUCGUGGCUAUUUCUGCCGCAGUGAAUCCUAAAGGCUACGGAACUUCCGAGCACUGCUGGCUCAGCCUGGACAGAGGCUUUCGCUGGAGUUUCCUGGGGCCAGUCUGUGUCAUAAUCCUGAUAAAUGUGACGUUCUUUGCCCUGACCCUGUGGAUCCUGAGAAGCAGUCUGUCCUCCCUCAAUGCGGAUGUGUCCACCCUCAGAGGCCACAGACUAAUGAUCUUUAAAACCAUCGUCCAGCUCUUCGUUCUGGGCUGUACAUGGAUCCUUGGUCUUCUCCAAGUCGGCCCAGCAGCCACGCUCAUGGCGUAUUGGUUCAACAUCAUCAACAGCCUGCAGGGAGCCUUCAUCUUCCUGGUGCACUGUCUCCUCAAUCGCCAGGUGAGAGAGGAGUACAGGAGAUGGAUCAGGGGAUUUCGACCACCUCGCAAGAAAUCUCAGACAGACGAUCUCUCCAUGUCGACUGUCCCCACCACUGGCACAAAGGCGAUGUCUGGAUAGUGGGAGUCCUCAAUCACCAAGUCCCGUGCUUUGGAUAAUUUUGUUAUUGGAUCUUCAGAGUAGAAUCUCAGGGGAAGGAAUACAUGAUGUACAGGUCAGGAACCCACAAGAGGAUCUUCCCUGGGACACUACAAGGCCUAGUGUUUGAGGAGAGGGAAAGGGAAACAGGCUGAACCAGUCUUACAGAUCAUGCCUGGAGAGCAUGUAGCCUGCUGGUUCAGAGCUUUGCUCUCCCCCCACCCGCAUCUAUUCCACUUAAGUCUGGAGGGGAAAGACUUGUCCAUCUGAGAUUCUUUACAAUGACAGUGUCUCUCCUGCAAGCACUAGUGUCAUGUUUUACAAUUCCUACAUUUAAGGUUAACAUGGUUUGUGACCCCACAACAGUUGAAUUAGUGACAACAGGCAAAAUUCCAUUCUAACAACUGAGCAUCCAUCAGGCCUGUAGCACUGACUGAACUGGAUUUACACAAGCACACCCAGGAUCUCUCUCCCAUUCCAGCAUGAACUGUAUUUAUAUGACAACAUUUGAACACCUUACAGGGCUAAACCACUGAGUGAGCAUGACCACGCCCAGGAUUCCCUUCCUCUUCCAACUGGCUGCAUUUGAAGCAUUGAUUCAGAACCUGCUCACUCAGUCAUAUGGGCCCAUUUUACCUGAUGACUAAUGAAGGGCAGAUUGGUGACCCUGAAGCUGAGGCAAGCACCCUAGAAGAUCCCACCGAAACCAGAACAUGACAGAAAG